AUGACCUACAUCAACGAACAACUCGACAGCAAACUCUCAGUGAUCCAAGCUCAACUGGAACAAGAUGUCUCUGUCGAUGAACUAAUGUUCAUGAUCCAAUCCCUCAUCAACUUUGCCAAUGAGACCAUUGCCAUUCUCAAGAAGCACUUUGGUAUUUGA
Messenger RNA from Acytostelium subglobosum LB1, 159 nucleotides. RefSeq lists its product as hypothetical. The record is from RefSeq and is a predicted model, not a curated record. Bases 1 to 159 code for a protein of 52 amino acids. NCBI's taxonomy places the organism in Eukaryota, Evosea, Eumycetozoa, Acytosteliales, Acytosteliaceae. The transcript has a single exon.